Lichtheimia ornata is the source of this 1554-nucleotide messenger RNA. RefSeq lists its product as uncharacterized. Gene Ontology annotation, molecular function: methyltransferase activity. The record is from RefSeq and is a predicted model, not a curated record. The coding region runs from base 1 to 1554 and encodes 517 amino acids. Lineage: Eukaryota; Fungi; Mucoromycota; Mucoromycetes; Mucorales; Lichtheimiaceae. The transcript is spliced from 5 exons.
AUGGGAUCCACCGAAAGCAAACUCACACGACAUCGUAACAACCAAGACAACCAUGGUCGAGGACGGCGCACCAGUGCCCAUUUAUUUCGCUACCGUUCCAACCAAACAUCUAAAUCCAAAUCAUCUUCUGAUGAUGAUCAUCAAAGCAAUAAUAGCAGCGUCAAGGAGAAUAGUGGUGGUAGUAGUAAUCGCACUACACGACCUGCACUAUCACACUUGCAGCAACAAGGGAACCAAAUAAUGAAUCGGAUCAAGCGUCAACAAGCUCAGCAACAAAAACAGCAAAAACAGCAACAGAGGCAAAUUCAACAAGAAGAAACAGCACCCAAUGAUAAAGCUGCCAGCGCAAAUUCUGAAAGCUCGGAAUCAGUAACAACCUCAAAAAACUCUGGGAAAGCAGACUCCACUGUUGGAUGGGAUGCGGUCAAUCGCGACGCCAUGGUAUUAGCCGCUGCUCAUACUGCUAGUGCCGCAAGCAAUGGAAGUAACACAGGAUUAUCCUCAGCAGGAAGUGGCACCACCGUCAAAGAAGCCGUACAAAAGAUCGUGGAUGAAGUACACCCAUCAUCCGGAAGCGUACCUAAUCAGCAAAAGUCAUCACCUUUAUCAGCAUUAUCACCCACACCUUCCACCUCGCAAAAGAAAAAGCAAUAUUCAACCUCAUAUCAGCCACAAAACACAAGCGAGCGUAUUCUGAUGGAUUUGUUUACGUUGCCAGAAUCCGAUGCACAGCGUAGAAAGGAACGUGACAGGCAUCAGCGUCAGCACUAUCUUUUAAAGUAUGUUUGGCGAAGCAACUUUAAAGUACCUCUCGAGUCACCUUCCCUUAUUAUCAAUUGGUGCUGUGGUGCAGGCAUGUGGACUAUGGAAAUGGCACAACAGUUCCCUGAAUGCGAGGUGGUUGGCAUCGACUAUGAAAACGCAACACUCCCAAGCCUCGCUGACAGCUUGAAAAAUUUGAGAUUUCAUAACGUCGUGAUCCAUGAAGGCUGUACUGGAUUUGAGGACUUUGAAGACAAUAGCGCCGAUUACAUAAUGAUGCGUGAUGUAUGGAUGGUCAAUUCACCAGCACAUCGAUGGGCAGAAACGUUAUCGCAGGUGUAUCGCGUGCUAAAACCUGGUGGAUGGGUUGAGUUGUAUGAGCAGGAACUCGAAGUACAGCAUCCAGGGCCUAAUCUGUUUCUUGCCGACCAUUGGUAUGGCGAGAUUUUUGCAAACUGCGGCAUUGAACGCAACAUCACGGAUCGGUUGGGCGAGUAUCUCAAGCAGGCAGGGUUCAUUGAUAUUGACGAACGUGCUUUGGAAUUGCCGUUAGGCGAAUGGUCAUCCAUCCCAGCACUCAAACAAACAGGAUAUCUUAACAAAGACCUUAUGGUGCGCCGUUUCCGUAACAACAUCCCUCUCAUGUGCGAAUUCAAUAACUUGUCCCCGGAUCAUGUCAAGCGAGUGAUUGAAAAAGCAUUUGCCGAAUGCGACGAACACAAAUCAUGCAUGCGUUGGUUUUAUUAUGCAUCACAAAAACCACUCCCAACAACAACAGCUGUGACAUCGUAG